Megalops cyprinoides (Indo-Pacific tarpon) is the source of this 975-nucleotide messenger RNA. RefSeq names its product 12-(S)-hydroxy-5,8,10,14-eicosatetraenoic acid receptor-like. The transcript has a single exon. Gene Ontology annotation, biological process: G protein-coupled receptor signaling pathway. NCBI's taxonomy places the organism in Eukaryota, Metazoa, Chordata, Actinopteri, Elopiformes, Megalopidae. The record is from RefSeq and is a predicted model, not a curated record. Gene Ontology annotation, cellular component: membrane. The coding region runs from base 1 to 975 and encodes 324 amino acids. Gene Ontology annotation, molecular function: G protein-coupled receptor activity.
AUGAUGCAAGCACUGGAGAACUGCACCACAGAGAAUCCCACAGUGUACCUUUUCUUCUCCUCCUUCAUCACUGUGGUGUUCAUUCUGGCUCUGCCUUUGAACCUGACCAUCCUGUAUACUUUCGUUUUCAAAUUUAGAUUUUGGAGAGACAACAUCUUGAUCUUAAACCUGGUCUUGGCCGACUUACUAUUACUGAUCACCUCGCCAAUGAAAAUAUACAAUUUCAGCCAUAAUCUGAGAAGGAGCGAGGAUGACGCAACAUGCAAAACUAUGCUCUUCAUGCUGUUCCUAAACCGAGGUGCCAGCAUCGUCUUCCUGACGGUCAUCUCCAUCGACCGCUACUUCAGUGUGGUUCACCCCAGAAAGAAGAACCUCCUCAAGGUGAUGAAAAAGUCGCCUCUCAUUUCUGUCCUAAUCUGGGUGCUGCUGCUCCCGUUGACCGUGCCCACCACGCUAAGGACCUUCGAGUGCUGCAACAGCCACGGCCGCGACGAGGACAAUUUCACCGACACCCUGAGGGAGAUUGUGUUUUUCACCCAGAUUCUCAUCCCUUUCGCCAUCCUGGUCUUCUGUACAGUGCAGGUCGUGCGGAGGCUAAAGAGGAAGACAGUGGGGAACAAGACAAAGCUUCGCAGAGCGGUGUUUCUGGUCACCUCCGUUGUGCUUGUUUUUUCUGUCUGUUUCCUUCCCUGCACCAUAUCGAGAAUGACCCUGCUGAUCGCAAGAGUCAACGAGCUGCACAAUGUAGAAAGAAUUGCAGUUCAGUUCUUUGAUGGUUUCACAUGCUUAUCCUACAUGGACUGCUUGCUGGAUCCACUAGUGUUUUGCUUCUGCAGCACCAAAUUCAAAAAUGUGUACAUAUCGAACAUGGCAAACUGUGCAUUUCUUCUGAAGAGGAAGAAGCCCAAAGAUAUGAGACAAGUGCCAACAACUUGCACACUGAACCAGUCAGCACCUUCUUCAACUAUGAGUUAG